Molecule: messenger RNA, 1116 nt
Organism: Fomitiporia mediterranea MF3/22
Lineage: Eukaryota; Fungi; Basidiomycota; Agaricomycetes; Hymenochaetales; Hymenochaetaceae
Product: Pkinase-domain-containing protein
Exons: 3
Coding region: 1-1116 (371 amino acids)
Biological process (GO): peptidyl-serine phosphorylation
Cellular component (GO): nucleus; cAMP-dependent protein kinase complex
Molecular function (GO): cAMP-dependent protein kinase activity; ATP binding
Source: RefSeq, a predicted model, not a curated record
AUGGAGGAGGAUACAAGGCAGGAUGAUCAGAGCUUGUCGAUUGUGCGACAGCCUGUGCGUUCGCUUUCGCAGGAGGGCCUGAAUUUACCUGGUACGAAUACAUUGAAGCUGACGGAUUUUGAGGUUCGCGGGACGCUCGGGACUGGCACAUUUGGGCGAGUAUUGCUCGUGCGCCUUCGGAACUCAUCUGCUCGACAGGACUCUGCGAACUAUUUUGCCAUGAAAAUACUUCGAAAGAGCGAGAUUGUGCGGCUCAGACAGGUCGAGCAUGUAGCUGCUGAGCGAUACAUUCUUUCACGCAUUCGGCACCCAUUCAUCGUCGACCUUUAUGCUACCUUCCAAGACGAUUUAAACGUGUAUAUGCUUCUGUCAUACGUGCCCGGUGGCGAACUGUUCACACAUCUCCGACGCGCACAGCGAUUCACACCCGACGUAACACGCUUUUACCUCGCAACGAUCGUACUUGCACUCAAAUACCUCCAUUCCUUCAACAUCAUCUACCGAGACCUCAAACCGGAAAACUUACUCCUCGACUCGCGUGGUUACCUCCGUCUGACAGACUUCGGCUUCGCGAAGAUUGUGGAGGAUCGUACGUGGACGUUAUGUGGCACUCCCGAGUAUCUCGCUCCCGAAAUCAUUCAAUCAGACGGUCACGGGAAGGCAGCUGACUGGUGGGCAUGUGGCAUUCUGUGCUACGAGAUGCUUGUUGGCUUCCCGCCGUUCUUCGCUGAGACGGCUUAUGGGAUAUACGAAAAGAUCCUUGAGGGGCGGAUCGCGUGGCCGCGUGAUAUGGAUCCACUUUCGCGGGAACUCAUCAAGGCGUUCUUACACCCUGAUAGGAGCAAACGACUUGGGAAUAUGAUUGGGGGACCGCAGGAUGUUCUGGACCACCCUUGGUUCAGGGGUGUUGACUGGGGCGCUCUUGAGCGGCGUGAAAUCAAGGCGCCGAUUAUCCCACAUACCAACUCUUCUGACGACACGCGGCACUUUGCUCGAUUGGAACUACCAUCGGAAUAUGACAUACCAGGUCUUGUUCCUGGCGAAGAGCCACCUCUUCGCCCGCUUCAGCGUUAUGAGCAAAUUGAUUAUAACUAUACGCACUCGAUCCCUGUGUAG